AUGGCGUCACAUUCUCGAGUGUCUAUUCUGGACUACUUUAAUAUCGUCUUUGAAGGGGAAAAUGGCAAAAUUGAAUCCAACUGUAAAGCUUGUGGUACAAGGAUCCAGGCGAAGAGGACAGUUACCUCUAACUUCGUUACACAUUUAAAGCGUAAACAUCAAGCGAUGUACAAUGAGUUUGUGAGGAAGAAAGACAUUAAAAGAGAGGCCUAUUCUUCAGGGGGCAUUCAGACCUACACGUCCCUUAGCGGUAGCGGGACCAGUCGUACACCACCCCAGAGCGGAGUGGCAACACCCAAAUUUGACCGCAGCGAUCCACGACAAUCCCUAAUUUCUGAAGCCAUCGCUAAAAUGAUUAUCUGUGACCUGCAGCCUGUGCAGAUGGUAGAGAACGAAGGUUUCCGUGAGCUGCUGCAGCUCCUUGAGCCUCGUUAUGUUCCAGAGCCAAGCCAUUACAUACAGCGGCAGCUCCUCCCAGCCUAUGUCUACCAAGUACAGUUAGCGCUCAAGCGUGCUUUGUCAGGAUCCGAGUCCUGCAGCGUGACCCUGGACCUGUGCAUGAGUAUAAGUAAUAAGAAUAGAUCUGGCUACAUGGGAGUAACAUGCCAUUUUUUAACCUCAGAUUGGCAAAUCAAAUCUGCACUGUUAUCAUGUUUACCGUUGCCAAAUCAUAGGGACACAAAUUACAUGCUUGCAGACUUUGAUAAGAUCUGCCAUGGUCAUGGCAUCUCGGGUAAGGUGUUCCGCAUUGUUGUUGAUCCCUUUGCUUGUAAAACCCGAUCUGCCUUCCAGCUGCCUGGUUUUUGCCUUGAUGGGAAUAGUGAUGUGGAUGAUGAAGAUGAAGAUAGUAGUGAUAAAGAGACUGACACAGGGGUAGUUAAACAAUCUGGAGCAGAAGAUCAGAACUCUUUAAAUCAAUGGCUGGAUUGGUGUAGGAUUGACUGCUUUGCUCAUUCCCUGGGUCAGUGCAUUCGUGAAGGAAUCUUUUCCUCCUCUCAGAUAUCCAAAACUAUCAACAAAGCAGCUUGCUUCUACAAUCAUGUCAUUACUGCAGUGGCACCUGAGAAACUUAGUCAAGUGUUUGGUUAUGGCAUGACAGGAAAAGAACAAUUCUCUUUAGCUUCAGAUAGGCACUGGAACACUCAGCUAAAGACACUACGACUAAUGCUAGAGUGUGUGGAUUUUUUGGAGGACAUAGUGGCCGGAAAUGACCUUGCUCUGAACACUGUUGAAAAAACGAUGCUGCGUGAGCUCGUUGAGGUCUUGGAACCCUUUGAGGAGGCCACAGAUAUGAUCCAAGGAGACAAACAUGUGUCCAUCAGUAUUGCCCUUCCUAGUGUCUUGGGCCUGCGAAAGCACCUAGCAGAGGUCGUAACUCACCAGUGCACCGGGCUAGUAACAGGACUGACCCAAGCACUGGACCGUAGGCUAGCUGGCAUCCUAGAGGACCCUCUAUAUGUGGUGGCCACUACCCUGGAUCCACAGUUCAAGCUCUCGUGGAGUAGUGACCGUGACUGGCACAAGCAGGUUUUUCUGGAGGAGGUGGCAAAGCAUGCCCAGCCUGUGAGUCCACCAGAGCCCAGUUCUGAAGCUCAGCCAGUGCCAUCCAAACGCAGCAGACUGUUUUCCUUCAUCAAAGAAAGGCCAACCAUGCAGGCUAAGAGUGUGGAGCAGGAGCUGGCUGCGUACCUUCAUGAAGAACCUACAGACGAGGAUCCACUACAGUACUGGAAGCGCAAGUCUAUCGAUUUUCCUCUUCUUUCACAAGUGGCCAAGAAAGUGUUGACAGUGCCAGCUACAACUACUGCAGUGGAAAAGAUAUUCAACAUUUUGAGCAAAAUCAUGAGACAAGAAGGGUGUGGACUUCUACCUAAGAACUUAGACACACUGAUUUACCUAAAGGGAAAUCAUAGCAUAAUAUGGCCCUAACAAAAAAGAUCUGUUUACACGUUCCUGAUAAUAUCUUUUGAUAAAUCCUGAUUAACAUGGAUACUUUUCAGCUGAAGGAUGCCGAAUAUCAGCUUAUGCUUGUAACACCUACACAAAUCUGUAAUAAAGAAAGAAAAGAAAUCUGGUUUAGUAUCUGUAUAUA
Molecule: messenger RNA, 2092 nt
Organism: Trichomycterus rosablanca
Lineage: Eukaryota; Metazoa; Chordata; Actinopteri; Siluriformes; Trichomycteridae
Product: zinc finger BED domain-containing protein 4
Exons: 2
Coding region: 1-1929 (642 amino acids)
Biological process (GO): regulation of transcription by RNA polymerase II
Cellular component (GO): nucleus
Molecular function (GO): protein dimerization activity
Source: RefSeq, a predicted model, not a curated record